CACGAAGGCUGCCUUUGCUAGCCGCCGUGUGUGCGCUCACGCAUUUCUCCCAGGUUUAUAGGUAAGAGGCCUUCUACAGCGUCACACGGCUGGUGACUGAUCUAGCUGAGGCCGAACACAGAUUUGUCUGACUACACAGCAUUAAGUUCUAAACACUGCGCUACAUUAAAAGAAAUGGUUUUUGCCUUUGGCUGGAAUUUGGACGCCACUGUGAGAAAGGAUGGGAGACAUCGAGUGGAAACUAGGGACGUCCCCAAGGACUUGUACACGGUUCCGAGGAAACGGAAGCGCUUCCGGUCGGACAGUCUAAACCGUUACUGCCACUUCUUCAGUUGGAGCAUAAGCUACUGCGUGGUAAAAGCUAGAAUGAAACAGUUGCCUGCAGCAACAGUUCGCCUCCUUUCAAGUUCUCAGAUAAUCACUUCAGUGGUCAGUGUUGUAAAAGAGCUCAUUGAAAACUCCUUGGAUGCUGGUGCCACAAGCAUAGAUGUUAAACUGGAGAACUUUGGGUUUGAUAAAAUUGAGGUGCGAGACAAUGGUGAGGGCAUCAAAGCCAUUGAUGCACCAGUGAUGGCAAUAAAGUACUACACCUCAAAAAUAAACAGUCAUGAAGAUCUUGAAAAUUUGACGACUUACGGUUUUCGUGGAGAAGCUUUGGGCUCAAUUUGUUGUGUCGCUGAGGUCUCAAUUAUUACAAGGACGGCUGCUGAUAAUUUUAGCACCCAGUAUGUUUUAGAUGGUAGUGGCCACAUAAUUUCUCAAAAACCUUCACAUCUUGGUCAAGGUACAACUGUAACUGCUUUAAAAUUGUUUAAGAAUCUACCUGUAAGAAAGCAAUUUUAUUCAACUGCUAAAAAAUGUAAAGAUGAAAUAAAAAAAGUCCAAGAUCUCCUCAUAAGCUAUGGUAUACUUAAACCUGACUUAAGGAUUGUUUUUGUACAUAACAAGGCAGUUAUUUGGCAGAAAACGAGAGUAUCAGAUCAUAAGAUGGCUCUCAUGUCUGUUCUGGGGACUGCUGUUAUGGGCAAUAUGGAAUCCGUGCAGUACCACUCAGAAGAAUCUCAGAUUUAUCUAAGUGGAUUUCUUCCAAAGCAUGAUGCGGACCACUCUUUCACAAGUCUUUCAACCCCAGAAAGGAGUUUCAUCUUUAUCAACAAUCGACCAGUACACCAAAAAGACAUAUUAAAGUUAAUCCGACAUUAUUACAAUCUGAAGUGCCUAAAGGAAUCUACUCGUUUGUAUCCCAUUUUCUUUCUGAAAAUUGAUGUACCUACCGCUGAUGUGGAUGUAAAUUUAACACCAGAUAAAAGUCAAGUAUUAUUACAGAAUAAGGAAUCUAUUUUAAUUGCUCUUGAAAAUCUGUUGACGACUUGUUAUGGAUCACUACCUAGUACAAAUUCUUAUGAAAAUAAUGAAACAGAUGUUUCUUCAGCUGACACGGUUGUUAGUAAAACAGCAGAAACAGAUGUGCUUUUUAAUAAGAUGGAAUCAUCUGGAAAUAAUUAUCCAAAUGUUGAUACUUUAGCCAUUCCUUUUCAAAAUGACGUGCAUAAUGAUGAAUCUGUAAAAAACACUAAUUAUUGUUCUGAUCCUCAGCUACAUGUUGAUGACCAUUAUGAUGAUCAUUUUAGUAGUGAAGAUUCUAGCAUUGUUAAGAACACUAGAAAUUUAUUUCAGGAGAUUUCAAUGAAUAAUUCAUCAUGUGAGGACGCCCAGAAGGAAUAUAGUGAAACUUGUUAUGUAGAUUCUGUUAAGCAUGCCCAAUCACAAAAUGGUAGUAAAGGCCAUAUAAAUGAGAGUGUGAAAAAUGAAGAAGCAGCAGUUCCUGAGAAGUCUUUGGAAAUUUGUGCAGAUGACUGGAGCAAGGGAAAUGUACUUAAAAAUUCAAUGGGAGAAAACAUUGAACCUGUGAAAAUUUUAGUGCCUCAAGAAAGUUCUGCAUGUAAAGUGAGUAAUAAUAAUAAUCUUCCAAGCUCUGAACAAAAGAAUCUCAGUGAAGGUGCCUAUAACAAAAAAUCAAAUGUGGUAGAUAACAAAUCUGGACAGCUUACAGCUUAUGAUUUAAUUAGCAAUCGAGUAAUCAAGAAACCCAUGUCAGCAAGCGCCCUUUUUGUUCAAGAUCAUCGUGCUCAGUUUCUCACAGAAAAUUCUAAGACCGGUUUGGAGGAUGCAACAGUACAAAUUGAAGAACUGUGGAAGACAUUGAGUGAAGAGGAAAAACUGAAAUAUGAAGAGAAGGCUUCUAAAGACUUGGAGCGAUAUAAUAAGCAAAUCAAGAGAGCCAUUGAACAGGAGUCACAAACACCAAUAAAAGAUGGCAGAAAAAAGAUAAAACCCACCAGUGCAUGGAAUUUGGCACAGAAGCACAAAUUAAAAACUUCGUUAAUUCAGCCAAAACUUGAUGAGCUCUUUCAGUCCCAAAUUGAAAAAAAAAAGGACCAAAACAUUAAAGUAGUUCAGAUCCCCUUUUCUAUGGAAAACUUACAGAAAAAUUUUGAGAAACAUAAAUUUGACUUAGAAGAAAAGGACGAACUUUGCUUGAUCCACAAUCUCAAGUUUCCUGAUGGGUGGCUAAUUACAUCCAAAACAGAGGUGAUGUUACUAAAUCCAUAUAGAGUGGAAGAAGCCCUGCUGUUUAAAAGACUUCUUGAGAAUCAUAAACUUCCUUCAGAGCCCCUGGAAAAGCCAAUUAUAUUAACAGAGAGUCUUUUUAAUGGAUCUCAUUAUUUAGAGAUUUUAUAUAAAAUGACAGCAAAUGAUCAAGGAUACAGUGGAUCAACUUACCUGUGCGAUCCUCGUCUUACAGCAAAUGGUUUCAAGAUAAAAUUGAUACCAGGAGUUUCUAUUGCAGAAAACUACUUGGAAAUAGAAGGAAUGGCUAAUUGUCUCCCAUUCUAUGGAGUGAUGGAUUUAAAAGAAAUUCUUAAUGCUAUAUUAAACAAAAAUGCCAAGGAAGUUUAUGAAUGUAGACCUCGCAAAGUGAUAAGUUAUUUAGAGGGAGAAGCGGUGCGUCUAUCUAGACAGUUACCCAUGUACUUAUCAAAAGAGGAUGUCCAAGACAUUAUCUACAGAAUGAAGCACCAAUUUGGAAAUGAAAUUAAAGGUUGUAUGUGUUCGUCUGUUGAGUGUCACACUCAGUGCUGAAAACAGAAUACAGAGAGACUUUCCUUGCCCUCUAGAGGAGAGAAAUUAUUGCAAUGUAAUAUGAUCAUAGAAAUGAAUGGCAAGUUAAGAAGAAACAGGCAAGAAAUUGUGAAUGGAUUGAACAUAUUUUUGGAAGAAAAUGAAGGACCAGAAAAACUAUUGUAACCAAAUCACCUGGCUGAGAGCACUUGACUGCAAAGCUGUGGACUAUUUUAUUUGAAUUUAAAAUCAUCUACACCUUGGCUAACGAAGAAAAGGAACUAUUGGGAGAAGGUGUGAAUGCUUUGUAUAAUCUUAAAUAAGUGAAAUGUAUAUAUUUUAUAUGUUUUUACUCAGAUGUGUAUCUCAAAAUAUAAUAGUCUCAAGGACUCCUUAAAUGUACAUUAGUAAGCCUUUUUUCCUAAAGCAAAUUUGACAAAUGUCUUUAUUUUAGGAAAAGAAAAGAAAGCGACUGGGAUGCUUUGGAUUCCUUUGAUGUUCUCCCUUAACUUUUCCUGUUUUAUAUAUUAAAGUAAAUAAAAUGGCCAAAUUAAGAUA
Molecule: messenger RNA, 3681 nt
Organism: Equus caballus (horse)
Lineage: Eukaryota; Metazoa; Chordata; Mammalia; Perissodactyla; Equidae
Source: RefSeq, a predicted model, not a curated record